Molecule: messenger RNA, 2501 nt
Organism: Aphidius gifuensis
Lineage: Eukaryota; Metazoa; Arthropoda; Insecta; Hymenoptera; Braconidae
Product: bifunctional glutamate/proline--tRNA ligase-like
Exons: 3
Coding region: 84-2429 (781 amino acids)
Biological process (GO): prolyl-tRNA aminoacylation
Cellular component (GO): aminoacyl-tRNA synthetase multienzyme complex; cytoplasm
Molecular function (GO): ATP binding; proline-tRNA ligase activity
Source: RefSeq, a predicted model, not a curated record
AAACAAUUUUGUGAUAUUGUCAUUAAAAAAAUUGUAAAAAACGUGUCAACAAUUUAAAAAUUAAUUUAACUGUUUAAUAAACAAUGGAGAAUUUGAAACUUGUAGCAAAUUCUCAGGACCUUCCUCUAGGUGCUUUGAUAGUGAGUGAAUUGAUAAAUUCAUCAAAAAAAGUUAAAAUAACUAUUGAGCUCAUUGAAGAAUGGGAAAAGCCAACAAAUAUUGAGUUAUCUAAUGACAAAGGGUUCCUUGCUGAUUGGGACACAUCUGUAGCUCGUAUGUUGUCAGAAUGGCUUGCUCCAGAACUUGCUGGUGGUGAUAGUUGUCUAGAAAAAUCUCAAGUUGACAGUUGGAUAAACUUUGCAAAUGGACAAUUGGCCAACAAGAAACUGGGUGAAAAUGCUCUUGAAUUUUUAAAUAAAACUUUGUCAACAAUAACUUAUCUUGUUGGUAAACGAUUGACUCUUGCUGAUAUCUACGUAUUUUCCAAAAUUUAUAAAAUGGAAAUUAAUGAAAAAUAUGAUCAUAUCAAACGUUGGUCCAAGCAAGUAUUUUCACUUCCUGAAGUUAAAAAAUAUAUUGGUGCAUCAUCGACUGAUAAAAAUAAUCAAAAAACAGAAUUUGAAUCCGUAAGCAAGGAAUCAUUACCAAGUGGUUUAUCUGCCGAUGAAUUAUCCUCAAAAAUUGCUGCUCAAGGUGAAAAAAUACGUCAAUUAAAAACAGAUAAAGCUGAAAAAGCUGUUAUAACUCUUGAAGUUAGUUUGUUGCUUAAAUUAAAAAGUGAUUACAAGUCAGCAACCGGCCAAGAUUGGAAACCAAAUGGUUUAUCUGCUGAUCAAAUAUCAUCAAUAAAGCAACUGGCCAAAAAUAAAAAAACAAAAGUACAAGAUGAAAAAAAAGAUGACAGCUCCAAAACAGGAACAAGAUUAUGUCUUGAAGCUAAAAAAUUAGAAGAUUUCUCAAAUUGGUAUUCAGAAGUUCUUGUUAAAAGUGAAAUGAUUGAAUAUUAUGAUGUUUCUGGAUGUUAUGUUAAUGGUUCAUUGAGUAUAUCGAUUUGGAAUAAAAUGAAAGCUUUUUUUAAUGGCGAAAUGGAAAAGCUGGGUGUUGAAGAAGUUUAUUAUCCAAUGUUUGUAAGUAGACGUGCUUUAGAACAAGAACAAAAUCAUGUUGCUGAUUUUUCAGCAGAAGUUGCAUGGGUAACUAGAUCUGGUAAUUCUGAUUUGGCCGAACCAAUUGCAAUUAGACCAACAUCUGAGACUGUAAUGUAUCCAUCAUUUGCAAAACGACUUAAAUCACACCGGGAUCUUCCACAUAAAGUAAAUCAAUGGAGCAAUGUUGUUAGAUGGGAAUUUAAACAUCCAAUACCAUUUCUUAGAACACGUGAAUUUCUUUGGCAAGAAGGUCACACGGCAUUCUUAACAAAACAAGAAGCUGAUGAAGAAGUACUACAAAUUCUUGAACUUUAUGCUAGAAUUUAUGAAGAAUAUCUUGCAAUACCAGUUGUACGUGGUAGAAAAAGUGAAAAAGAAAAAUUUGCUGGUGGUGAUUAUACAACAACUGUUGAAGCAUUUAUAUCAGCAAGUGGUAGAGCAAUACAAGGUGCAACAAGUCAUCAUCUUGGUCAAAAUUUUUCAAAAAUGUUUGGUAUACAAGUUGAAGGAGCUAAAAAGGGUAGUGGAAGAUCAUAUGUCUAUCAAAAUUCUUGGGGUUUUACAACAAGAACAAUUGGUGUCAUGGUUAUGGUACAUGGUGAUGAUAAGGGUCUAGUGUUACCACCAAAAGUAGCUAAGGUUCAAGCAAUUAUUGUUCCAUGUGGAAUAACAGCAACGACAUCACCAGAACAAAGAACAAAAUUAAUGAAUGAAUGUAAGAAACUUGAAAAUGAAUUAAAAAAAGAUAAUAAACUUAAAGUUGACGGUGAUUACCGUGAUAAUUAUAGUCCAGGAUGGAAAUUCAAUCAUUGGGAAUUAAAAGGUGUUCCAAUAAGAGUUGAACUUGGUUUUAAAGAUUUAGAAAAAGACCAAGUUACUCUUGUUAGACGUGACAAUGGCGAAAAAUUAACAGCCAGUAGAAUAAAUAUUCUUGAUACAAUUUUACAAACUCUUGAUAAUAUACAAGCCAGUAUGCUUGCCAAAGCAACCAGUGAAUUAAAUCAACACAUCAUACAAACAAAUGAAUGGACAGAAUUUUGUAAAAAACUUGAUGAAAAGAAUUUAUUACUUUCACCAUUUUGCGGUGAAAUAAGCUGUGAAGAUAAAAUCAAAGCUGACAGCACCAGAGAAGAGAGUGAUGCUGGUGCACCAUCAAUGGGAGCAAAAACUCUUUGUAUACCAUUUGAACAACCUAACAUUGAUAUCAAUGGAAUCAAAUGUGUUCAUCCAGAUUGCAAAAGUAAAGCUAAAUACUUUACUCUUUUCGGUAGAAGUUAUUAAUGCUUUUUCUUUUUUUUUUUUCUAUCAAAAACACUUGUUUAAAAAAAUAAGUAAAUAAAAAUUAUAAUUUUC